This is a messenger RNA of Striga hermonthica, 513 nucleotides long. The record is from the annotation of a GenBank genome assembly. Lineage: Eukaryota; Viridiplantae; Streptophyta; Magnoliopsida; Lamiales; Orobanchaceae.
AUGAGUUCACUCACGCGCCUCCUCAUCGCUCUCUCGCUCGCCCUCAUAUCCACCUCCACGCCGCCGCUCUCCGCCGCCGCGAACCCACCGACGGUGUACGAAGCUCUGGAAUCGUACGGUUUUCCCGUGGGCCUCCUCCCCAAGGGCGUCACGAGCUACGAGCUGGACUCUGCCACCGGAAAAUUCUCCGUGCAUCUGAACUCCUCCUGCAGCUUCACCAUAGACGGGUACGACCUGAAGUACAAUCCGACGAUCGCCGGCACGAUCUCGGUGGACCAGAUCAAGGAUCUGAGCGGUAUUCAAGUCAAGGUGCUUCUCUUUUGGGUGAACAUCAUCGAGGUCACUAAGUACGGCGACCAGAUGGAGCUUUCGGUCGGCAUCGCGUCGGCGGAUUUUCCGGUGGAUAAUUUCUACGAGAGCCCGCAAUGUGGUUGUGGAUUUGACUGUGCGAACGGGGGCAAAAGGAAUGGGAAAUUUGGGUUCGAGAGACUUGUUCCUCUUGCGGAGGCAUGA